AAUCGUAGUCCUUUGAAUUUGUUACGAUAGAGAGUGCUGCAUCGUAACCGUAUUGUUCAUACGUUUUUAAACGGAACAAUUGUGUCGACUUUCGUGUGCUUUGUACGCAUUAAUUUUAGUACGCGAUACUAAAAUUAGCAGAGUGCUGAAAGGAACUUUUGCGUUUGGUUACUUAAUACUGUGUACAUUGCUAUCAAUAUACUACUUAUUUCCACAAGAACAUUCGUAAAGCAUCGCGUUUUUUUACGACAUUUCGACGAAUCGAUCGGAUGUUUGAUUCGCGUCGAAAUAUGGGUGUUCCGCGAAUGUGGAUCGUAAUUUUCAUGGUGGCCGCCGCGUGCACUUGCGGUGCGCGCACGGAGUGCAGCAAAACAGCGCAGAUCUCAUUCCUAACAAGCGUGCAUGACGACCCUUCGUGCACAAAGGUAUCGGCGAAAGGCGUCAUGCUCUACGAAGCCGCGAAUCUUCUCGUCGAGAUUCACAACAACAAAACCGACGCAUACGAUAUUGGAAUAACCGUUUUGGACACAUGCGGAAGUAUGACAGGCACUAUGAAAGCAAUGAUGAAGGCUCUGGUGAAGGCAGACGUCAAUUGUUUGCAUCCACCUUCUUAUUUAGGAAUUAUUGGCCCGGACACGUUAACCAAUGCCGAGGUGGUGCACAAAGUAACGUCGAUACUUCACGUACCCCAUAUCGUCAAGGAACCAUCGGAUUCUCCGUAUUUGCAUCACUUGGCGGAAGAAUCUGACUCCUACUUAGUGCAGGGAAUCUUAAAAAUCAUCAACACCUUAAAGUGGAAGUCCUUCACGUUAGUAGUUAACGACGAUCACGACGACGAUGACGUACAAAAUAUUGCAAAACAACUAACAAUAAGUGCCAUAGCAAAGAAUUUAUGCGUUAUAGUUCAUGAUGACGAUUCGGAAGAUUAUACGUCACACAUUGUGCAUAUUGGAAAACCGGAAAAGAAGUUUCUUAUUGAGCGCACUAACGCGACUAUAGUGGUUAUUAGCGAGGGAAGCCUGAAAAAUUAUUUGGCUCGCAUAAAUUCGAGUAACACCAUACUGCUCUUAGAAGAUUCCAGAAGCUUCAGCGAUCUCUUGGAAUCGAGAGUCGAAAACUCGCAUUGGUGGGAGCCGGAAGAUGAUUUUGAAAAAUACGACGCCGAGAAUUUGAGAGAAAUCAGAUGGUUAGAGAAUGCCGUAGAGGUUUACGUAAGAGCUUUGAAAGCGGCGUGUAAGAACAAAAAGUGCAAGAGCUCGAUAAGUCCUUUGGAUUGGAAUCACGUUGUGUCGAACAUGUUGAUGACGCGCAACGCGGAGUCGCGGGCCACACCGAGAUACCUCGAAAUGUCCAUGAAAACAAAGACAGGCGCUUUGGAACAAUUGGGCGAUAUAAUUAUUCGCGAGAACGAGGCGACGUUGUACUGGAAAAGCGAUAAACAGGAAGACGACGUGAAAGAGAUCGAGAAUCACGAAUCGGAGAACAAGAUGCCGAACAAGUUGAAAAAAUUCAUAAAACGAGAUGACGAACCGCAAACGGGAUGCGCCACGAGCGUCAAGCAGAUUAAGACGACGGACAACAAAGAGGUCCUGGUCUCGGGAAUGGACGAUGACGAGUGGUGGACAACGGUGUGGACGGUGAGCGGCGUGGGUUUCGCGAUGUUCGUGGUAGGAUCUUUUGCUGUUUACAUUAUCUACGCGAACAUAGUGCGGGAGCCGAGAGGUCCCAAGAGUAAAGGUCAGCUAGAGAGAGACUCGAGCCUGAGAAGAACGGGAAGUGACCGGGAACUACCUACGACUGUGACUCGCACCCAGCAGCGGGCGAGGCGCGCCCCGCAAAGGGCAGACAGCGACGUGUCCGAGAAAAGCGUCUGAAACCAUGUCUGAAAAUAAUAACGCAUGGAAAAACAUCGUGUGGAAAGAAUGUUCCAAAGAGUAGAAAUGUUUGCUUUUUGAUGUGAAAACGCGGAGCAAAGGCAUUCAUUGCACGUCUCAAUGCGUUUGUCCAUGAACAUAUGUUUUUUGUAGAUGUAACAUAUAGGUAUGUUUUUCGAUACGUAAUAUAAUCUAGUCGCAAUAAAAUAUUCUUCAUGACAUCAUCUCAUUAAUUACGUUUUUGUGAAGCUCACGACAGGUAAAGAGGUUUGUCUUAUGUCGCUUUAUUAUAUUUUGUUCACGUGAUCAAACAUUCAUAUAAAUUAAAUAAUGUUUCUCCGUGUUUUUACGUCGAAUAAAUUAAAUAAUAUUUUACGUGUUUCUUUGUAUUUUAUAGUAUGUGUUACGAUAAAUUUGUUGCGACAAGCACGAGUACGCAGAUAGAUGCAAAACCGUGCGAAAAAGAAAGAAGAAAAAAAGAGAGAGAAUGUGCGUAAGCGUGUGGGUGUAUGUGUGUGUAUGUGUAGUAUACAUUUUUCUAUCACCUACAUAAUUUCUUAUAUCUAUUAUCUUGUAACACAUACACAGAUACAAGAUUGCGAUAAAAUAUUAAAUAAAUAUUCCUUAAACAUUAUGUCUCAUUUACGAUGAUAUAUGAGAAUGUUGUAUGUAUAACGCUUACAUUAUUAAAUUAGUUAUUACAUUAUUAAAUUAGUAAAGCCUAUUAAAAAUAUUACGAACUUCUAGCGUGCAUAUAUAUGUAUAAAAAUUUCCUAAACAGUAUCGCUGCGGCAGAGUUACAUUCAGCGCCUUCUGCUUCGUGUGAUUAAAAUAAAUCUCUUUUGCACAGAUGGUGUGCAUACGCGUGCGCGAUUUUAUAGUUUUUACGCUUCUAUUUAAUUAACUUUCAUAAAUUAAUAUAGCACUUAUUCAAAGACAAAAAAACAACAAGUGUGUGUGCGCGCUUUAUUAUUAUAUAAACCUAAUAAAAAACUUCUAUAUCGCCAUUGA
Molecule: messenger RNA, 2885 nt
Organism: Pseudomyrmex gracilis
Lineage: Eukaryota; Metazoa; Arthropoda; Insecta; Hymenoptera; Formicidae
Exons: 9
Coding region: 270-1874 (534 amino acids)
Source: RefSeq, a predicted model, not a curated record